Messenger RNA from Pelodiscus sinensis (Chinese soft-shelled turtle), 1673 nucleotides. The record is from RefSeq and is a predicted model, not a curated record. Lineage: Eukaryota; Metazoa; Chordata; Testudines; Trionychidae.
ACUUAAGAACAAACCUACAGUCCCUAUCUUGUACGUAACCCGGGGACUGCCUGUACUCAGUUCUCAGUAAGGAUCACCAGUCUUCCUUAGAGAGUUGUAGAAAUCUUUGGGGACAAGCUUGAUUUUUCUUACAGCCUGCUCUGAGCUGCCAUCCCAACGUGUCUCCAGUGCAUCUCUGCAUUCUCUUGGAUUAUCUAUGUCAGAGGAGUCAUUUUAAUAAGUGAUUGGAUUCAAGAUUUAGAUCCCAUGAGGUGUAAUGGUGCCAUAUCCUCAGUGUGGUAUGGCAUGCAGUACCGCCAUUCAUUUAUCCCAAGGAGCCAAAGAACAAAUUUACAUAUAAGGAGAGCUUAUUGUUCACCAGCACCUAAGAAGCCUGACACUGAGACUGCAACGGAAAUGGCCAUGAUGCUUUUUCAUCGGAUGACAGAAUUAGGGAAAUUUUGGGGAAGAAACUCCCUCAGAAGAAUUUCUACAACAAUGAAAAGUUGGUGGGAUAGAUAUGAAGAGUUUGUUGGUCUUAUUGAAGUUCGAGAGGCUCAAGGAAAAGUGACAGAGGCUGAGAAAGUGUUCAUGGUAGCCCGAGGGAUUGUACGAGAGGCUCGUGAGAGCGUAGAAGCCCAGCAGAUCAAACUGAAGGAAGUUCGGGAUCGUUUGGAUCGAGUAUCCCGGGAAGACACCCAGUACUUAGAACUGGCUACUCUGGAACACAGAUUGCUGCAGGAAGAGAAGAGGUACCGAACUGCCUAUUUAAGUGCAGAGGAAUCUGAGCGGGAAACAUUUUCUCUCUUCUCUGCAGCUGUGAGGGAAAGCCAUGAAAAAGAGAGAACAAGAGCAGAAAAAACAAAGAACUGGUCCAUUAUUGGUUCUGUACUGGGAGCCAUUAUCGGUGUCCUUGGUUCCACUUAUAUCAACCGAGUGAGGCUGCAAGAAUUAAAAGCCUUAGUUCUUGAAGCACAAAAGGGACCAAUAAGCUUACAGGAGGCCAUCAAAGAACAGGCGUCUAGCCACUACCUACAACAGAAGGAUCUCAGUGAGCUCAUAGUGACCCUGAGGAACAUCUUGAAAGCUGGGACUGGGACAGCACAGGAAAUGAAAGAGAGAGUUUCCUUGGCUACAGAAGGCACAAGUGCAUCUUUGAAAACAGACCCUCUUUUAGUAUCUUUAAAAGAACAUCUAAAGUAUUCUAAACAAGUCGGUUCUUGCUUGGAGAAUUUACAACAGCAGCUUAGCACCCUGGAAGAGAGUUUAGGACAAAUGACUCAUGAGGUCCAAAAUACUAAACAUGCAGUUCAUUUUAGACCUGUGGAAAGAGCAACGCUUGGCUCUUCAGCUGAGGCAAAGAAUCAGGACUUGGUUGUGCAGGAUGUGAUUCUAGAAUUGUGUGAUGUGGAGCGGAGACUGGAAACACAAAUCAAGAGAAAUUCAGUCUUCAGCACUGCAUUAACUUGCACAGUGUUUGCUGUAACUCUUCCUGUGUUAUACAUUUUAUUGAAAGGAAACUAGUCUCCAGUGGAGAGAAACAUAAUUUACGGAGUUAAUAAAAUUACAUUUGACCUCUAAACAUUGGGAAUCAGUUUUUAUCAAAAAGCUGUAUUAAGUUUCUAAUCUUGCUUUUUCCAGAACUUAUAGAAAUUGCCAAAACAUUUAACGGUCUUACUAGAGAUGUAAGUAAC